UCGUUUUUCCCGGUGGUGUUUGCGGCGGCAGUAGAGUAGCGGUGGGUUGCGGGUUUGCGUUGUACUGGACUUUUGAGCAACCAAACGUUUUAAGGAUUGCUUGUGUUGGCCAAUCGAUAGGGAAGUUUAGAAGCCUUCGAUCAAAGAUACAAGCAACAUGUUUAAAAAGUUUGAUGAAAAGGAGCACGUGUCCGGCAUAACGCAGCUUAAGUCGUCCGUACAGAAGGCCAUAAAGGGCAGAAUCCUGGAACAGUUUCCUCUGUCUGAAGACUACAUCAACCAGAUACUCCCAAAGAAAGAUUUACUCCGGACCGUCAAGUGCCAUGAUCACAUAGAGAUCCUCAUCAAUGGGUCCGGAGAGCUGCUGUUCUUCAGGCAACGCGAGGGGCCGUACUUUCCCACCCUGCGGCUACUACACAAGUACCCCUUCCUGUGCCCCUGGCUACAGGUGGACAAAGGAGCCAUCCGGUUUGUGCUCAGUGGUGCGAACAUUAUGUGCCCGGGUCUCACCUCACCUGGUGCCAAAAUGACCCGUGUCCCCAAGGGAACAGUCGUCGCAAUCAUGGCCGAAGGCAAGCAGCACUCCUUGGCUGUUGGCUUUACAACGAUGUCUACGGACGACAUAGCGAGCAUCAACAAGGGCAUCGGUGUGGAGAACGUGCACUACCUCAACGACGGCCUGUGGCACAUGAAACCGGUCAAAUAGCGACAAUAAAAAAAUUAGACGAGUU
Molecule: messenger RNA, 731 nt
Organism: Rhipicephalus microplus (southern cattle tick)
Lineage: Eukaryota; Metazoa; Arthropoda; Arachnida; Ixodida; Ixodidae
Gene: MCTS1
Product: malignant T-cell-amplified sequence 1 homolog
Biological process (GO): formation of translation preinitiation complex
Molecular function (GO): RNA binding
Source: RefSeq, a predicted model, not a curated record